AUGCGUGUGAAUAAGGUAAAUGGUCGGCGGUUGCCACGUGUACAUAAACUGGAAUCACGGUCAAAAUCAGAGGACUUAACGUUUUCUUGUGAUUUGAGCACAAAGCAAAGAGACCAGGUGAACGGCAGCUGUGAUGAAGUUCUUAAAGCGGGUACGGUUGUCGGCGACUCCGCUGACAAUAUUCAGGAAGCUAAGAUGUGCUUGGACCGACUGUUAGACAGUGUGACGUCAGCAACGAAGCGUUGUUUAUCUUUUGGGGGUCGUUCGAGACCGCCCUGUUGGUCCGGCAAUUGUCGUCACAUGUCAGUCGGCAACUGUGUUCGUCGCGACAGACGGGGACGGGAACAGGCAUUAAAUACCGGGCGUAAGAUCAAACGCAAACUCAGCUAUCCACUGUGCGACUCAGUUGGAAGCGGUGGCGGCUGCGGUACCGGAAACGCCCCCUUCGUCAAGCUCAGAGCGGACUACUUGUUCCAUAAUCGUCGAAAGUUGUGUGACUCGUUCAAGCGCAUUCUGCCGUCGAGAUACUCGUGA
This is a messenger RNA of Soboliphyme baturini, 534 nucleotides long. NCBI's taxonomy places the organism in Eukaryota, Metazoa, Nematoda, Enoplea, Dioctophymatida, Soboliphymatidae. The record is from the annotation of a GenBank genome assembly.